AGAGAGACGUGCCUGCAGUCACAGGGUUUAUUUAACACGUAGUCACAAACCCACCCAGCUCUCACACAUUGUGCCGGCCGCGGAGCCUCCCGAGACACACUACUGAGCCCGGACCUGAGGGUGACAGCGCGCCGUGCCCAGCUCCACAGCACGCACACUGGAUAACAGGACCUACUUUUUCCUGUCGUUUCAUCUUUUUUUGUACGACUGCUUUUUUUUCUUCUUCGGUUUGAAGUGAGCCCACAGAGACGCGUUUGGAUCGAUUUAAAGGCUUUUUCAAGUAAUUUAUUCGGAUUUUACUGUUAAGCGACAUGGAGAGGAUUACCAGUGCGCAACCACCUCCCUGUGUGCCAAAACUGGAUAUAGCUGACAUGCAAGGAAUGGAUUUCCCCAUUUAUGUGUACAAACCCAGGAGGGGCAUGAAGCGCGGGGAAGAGAGCAAGGAGACCUACAAGUUGCCCCACCGACUAAUCGAGAAGAAGAGACGUGACAGAAUCAACGAAUGCAUUGCCCAGCUGAAGGAUUUGUUGCCAGAACAUCUUAAGCUUACAACGCUGGGUCAUUUGGAGAAAGCUGUGGUGCUGGAGCUCACUCUCAAGCACGUGAAAGCCCUGAGUACCCUCCUGGAGCAGCAGCAGCAGAAAAUAGUCGCGCUACAGAAGGACCUGCAAAUCAGUGAUCAUGGAGGCGACAGCGCAGAGAGCAGCAAGGAGAUGUUUCGCUCCGGCUUUCACUUGUGCGCAAAAGAGGUGCUCCACUAUGUGGCCAGCCAAGAAAGCAGCAGGGACCUGUCUCCUUCCCGUGUCAUCAGCCACAUCCAGAAGAUGGCAGCUGAGGUCCUGCAGCAUGGAAGCAGCCUACACCCAGACGAGUCCGCCCCUCCGGCCCCAGAGGAACUGAAGAAACCUGCUGGGCAGCCCCAGGGCCCAGCCAAGAACUGUGUUCCUGUCAUCCAAAGGACUUACCCCCAUGGAAUGGGGGAGCAGAGCGGAAGUGACACAGACACAGACAGCGGCUACGGGGGCGAGCACGACAAGCGUGACCCCAAAGCCAAGUGGUCAGUAAGACACGCAAAGGAGGGGCAGCUCAAGCAGGCAGUGUCGGAGAGGACGGCCGGUGCCAUCAAGCAGGAGGGUGAUGAGCCUCAGGCCAAGAAGUCCAGGUCCGACUCCUCAGAGGACGAGGUUCUCCCCGGUCACACGGCAGGAGGUCCUGGCAGCUACAUGAGCUUCUCCCCCAACCAGCCCCCAUUCUGUCUCCCCUUCUACCUUAUCCCCCCCGCAGCUGCACCAGUGACAGCCUAUCUGCCCAUGCUGGAGAAAUGCUGGUACCCCGGGGGCAUGCCUGUUAUGUACCCGGGCAUGAGCGGCUCCGCGGAGACCCUCCCCUCAUCUCUGGUGAUGUCCCCAAGGGCAGGCUCUCCAGUGCCCCUCCAGAACCCCAUGGACUCCCCUGCUCUUCACAAAGCUUUAAAGCAGGUUCCCCCAUUGAACUUGGAAACCAAAGACUGAACAGAUGGGUUUCUGUUGGAAUCUUUCCCUCUGAGAGUUGAUGGGGUCGGACGGCUGGCCCACUGAAAAGAGGGUAAACAAACACAAACGCACUGGUAUCCCUUCAAACCACCGCCAACGUUUGGCGCGUCAGAACAUUGACCCCAGCAGAGAACCCCGAAUGGCCACCGCCGUUUAUCGCCAGCUCAUCGCACGCUGAAACAGGACUUCAGUGGGCCCAUGAGAAAGCUCAUGGAUCACCUGUUGCAUGGCUCUGAAACACUGUGAAGAUGCUCAGUUUAAAGACGACGAGUGCGCAGGAGCUUGCUAGAGGGUUUUUUUUAAAGCAAGGUUCGUUUUCUUCACCCUCAGUGUUGAAUGUCAGCGGUAACCCCAGAAUGUAAGGCACAGAAAAGCCCCCCCAGAAUUAUUUGGACCUACUUUUUGCACACACACCAGUCUGUAAUGAAUGUAAAGAUUGAACAAAAGCCCCUUGUAGAUGCUGCUUGAAAUUCUCAUUACCUGCUGUAGAUCUGUGAUUGGAGGAUCUACCUUCAGUGUUUGUCGCUCCUGUAACUGCAGCAAACCAUUGUUUAGACUAGAAUGUUACCAAAAAAGAAAAAAAACAGAGAAGUCUGGUCCGUGUCGACCAGCACGUCACAAAAGACGUUGCUCUUUUGACCCUUAUUACCUUGGAGCUAAUUGAACACAAGUGUUCACCGUGUUCAGAGAAUUCAGGGCGUUGUCACUGUACGAGGUGUGUCACUCACGUCUAUGAAGAGUGAUGUGGCCAUACACGCUUUUACCAUUUAACUUGUGACUCAUGACUAUUCGUGCAUCUAGAUGGCGUUCCUGUGAAGUCAUGUCUUGUAAGUAUUAUUUUUUGUUUAUACUACUCGUACAUCUCUAUUUUUGAUACGUGACCCACUGAGUGUAUUUGCAUCGCUACCGGAGGAAGGCUGACGCAGUCCUUUGCUGUACGCCAGGAGAGCGUGUGCAGUAUAUCGCAUUGUGCUCAGCCUGAUUUGCAUCUUGCCCACAAAUUCCCGGUCAAGCUACGGCCUGACCUCAGCUCAUGCUGUUGCCUUUACUCGUUUAACGCAGACACAACGACGGCAGGCGUUUCAAUGUAUUUGCUUUAAAUGUGUCUGUGGCAAAGAGAGUGAAUGUAAAGUUCAAACAAAAAUAAUAGUUUUGUAUAGAAAGAGGUACUUGGGAUUUUUAUUUUGAAAUGUAACAAAAUGCUGUUUGUUGUACAUAUUUUGUAUAUAAAGUAUUAUUGAUAUAUAUUAAACUAUUAAUAAAGCUCCCCCAACCCCCCA
Chelmon rostratus (copperband butterflyfish) is the source of this 2812-nucleotide messenger RNA. RefSeq names its product basic helix-loop-helix family, member e40 (gene bhlhe40). Gene Ontology annotation, biological process: regulation of neurogenesis; circadian regulation of gene expression; anterior/posterior pattern specification. Gene Ontology annotation, cellular component: nucleus. Lineage: Eukaryota; Metazoa; Chordata; Actinopteri; Chaetodontiformes; Chaetodontidae. Gene Ontology annotation, molecular function: DNA-binding transcription factor activity, RNA polymerase II-specific; protein dimerization activity; RNA polymerase II cis-regulatory region sequence-specific DNA binding. The record is from RefSeq and is a predicted model, not a curated record. The coding region runs from base 312 to 1511 and encodes 399 amino acids. The transcript is spliced from 5 exons.